AUGGCGCCCUCUCCCUACGUCUCGAGCCCCUUGGAGGCUGGCUCCCACAUUCAGAACCUGGCUCGAGCCAUCAUGACCCGGGACUCUGAGAGUGAACCCGACCACAAGACUACCAUCCUCCUCAUCGUCCUUGGCCUUUGCGCUCUCUUCCUCGGCUCCGUCACCGCAUUCAUUACCUACCGUCGUCGUCAAAGGAACCUGCACCGCAUGCGUGAGGAUGCCCUCAACGACUACCAAGAGGCCAAGCUUGGCAUGUACGAGAGCACCACAAACCUGAACGGUCUCACCAUCGAGACCAAGCACAAUGGCCGUGCCAGCACCAUUCUCAUUCGACGCGACAGCAACCCAAUGCUCGCCAACCCCAACUCCCCACCCAACUCUCCUGACAACGUCCCAGAAAUCCACAUCACCGUUCCUGAUGAGGUUGACGAGAAGGGCCAGCUGAGGGGCCCUCGUGUUCUCGUCGUCCGCGUUGGUGAGAAUGCCACCGUCGGCCUUGAGCCUAUGACCGAGGAGCAGCUGCCUCCUUACCAGAAGGAUGACAAGAACGGCUUCUACUCGGUGGAUAUGGAUCAAAUUGGCGGCCUCAAGGAGAAGGACCGUACCCAAUUCCAAUAA
Messenger RNA from Clonostachys rhizophaga, 618 nucleotides. NCBI's taxonomy places the organism in Eukaryota, Fungi, Ascomycota, Sordariomycetes, Hypocreales, Bionectriaceae. The record is from the annotation of a GenBank genome assembly.